AUGGCUGCUCUUGCACUUGCUCCCAUUGACCCCGACACUCCAUCUUUUGAUGGAUAUGAAUCUGGUGGUUCAUAUGGUCAUUGUCGUCAACUUCAACUGGAGGAUACAAUCAUACCAGAUACAUGUGAUGAAGAUAAUCAGUUCGAUCCUUCGUUUGAAACAGAUGCCGAACCUAAAUUCAAAUCCAGUGCCAACUCCAAUGACAAUUCUGCUCAAGAGGUGAUCAAGUCCGACCCCAAGAAGAACAAAACUAAAAAUGUUGCUUCAAACACCGAGAAGAAGUCACCAUCAUCUGCUGAUGCUGCUGUUGCAAAAGAAAAACGUCCCCGAGAAGGAUUAACGUGCAAUGCUAGCGUGGCCAAGAAGAUGAAGAAAAAGAAUGUGAAAAAGGAGCCAAUACCAGAAAUUGAUGAGGAUGCUCAUGUUGCUGAAGAUGACCAAGUUGUUGAGAAGAAAAAAAAGCAGCAUAUCAAGAAGAAGAAGAAGAAUUCGGUGUCCAGAGAAGAGAUGAAAACAAGCAAUGACUGUGCGGAUCAUGAGAAAGUGGAGGAGAAGAAAGAGAAGGGUGGGUUUGCUGAUGUUAUGAAAGCGUGUGAGAGGUACUUAGGAAGUCAUGUAGUGGAUUGGAGGUGGAUAAACGCUGAAAGAAUGGUCAAGCUUGAGAAGAUGUGGGUGAAACUUAGAGGUGCAGAAUCUGUAUUUCGGUCGUUGCAAGCCGACUUUGAUGCAGAGCUGCAUCGUGUGGCAGUAGAUGCCUAUAUCUCAUACGAGGACCAUUCUUAA
Molecule: messenger RNA, 783 nt
Organism: Prunus armeniaca (apricot)
Lineage: Eukaryota; Viridiplantae; Streptophyta; Magnoliopsida; Rosales; Rosaceae
Source: the annotation of a GenBank genome assembly